AUGGAGGUUGAUGAAGAAAAGGAAGAGAAAAUUAAAGAACCCUCGUUUUCCUCAAAGCUUUCAAAUUUUUUAAAAUUAAUUGACCAACUUAUUGAAUUAUUUCCUUUAUUUUCAACUCCACCAAAAUCUAAUUGGCAACCUUGUAGAGAAGAUUUUAUUCAUAGAAAAUACAGACCGGCACUCCUCUCUUUAGGCUCUAUUUUUGCAAUUUUUAGAGUUAUUAAAAUUGCAGAUGAGGUAGCCGAUACAUUUUUAACUGUUGGUAAUAUAUUAGGGAUGGAACAUGAACAAAUUGUUGAAGAUUUGCUUCGUGCUGAAACUUCCAAUAUUUGUUCAGAACAACGUGAACGUGAGGCAGGAAUUCAACGCCAAACAAUUUCCAAAGCUUUAGAAAAUAUUUGUAAUUGUGAUUCUCUAUUAGAUCAAGUAGAUGAUAAAAAAUCGGAUAAUGUUUUUCGUUUCUUUUUGGACGGAUUGAAAAAGGCGGAUGUUGUUAAUUCAAAAGAACACGAAUUUUUAACUAAAAAAAGAGAUUUAAAACGUUCACAAAACGAAGAAUUACCUGCUGGUGAGCGCCAAAUGAUUGUUCGCUCUGAACUUAUUUCGAGGGUGCAAAAAGCGAAGAGAGGGAUUGACACGCUUGUACCUGAAAAUACAGAAAGGCUUUUAAGAAGGCUUUUGUCUUUAGGUGAAAUUCCCAUUGAUAUGCUCUGUUCUAUUUAUUGUGCAUGUGGAGAGUUGUCUCUAUUCUCUUCAAAAUUAGCAGCAUUAAAUGCCCAGGCACAACAACCUAUUACUGGGGAAAAUGUUAGCGGGGCAACAACUAAUGCCCAAGGGAGAUUGUUAAUUUUUGAUUCAACAUUUUUAUUAAUGGCACGUAUACAACAUGUAUUUGCUGAUAUGCGUUUGGAAGAAUUAGUUGGUGGACGUUUACACUGCGCAUUUUAUCGUUGGACACAACGUUAUCAGAAAUGUAUUGAGGAAAGUGAAUCGAUGUGUUUUGUUUUAUCUUCACAGACAGGAGGGGGGCCUUCAAAUGAGGAUUCUACAGAUUCCUCUUUCCGUUCAAAUUUUCAACGUAACCAAUUCCAAGCAAUGCGCUCACAAAAACAACCUUUUUGGUUAGCGGAAAAUAAUGAUUUUGGCAAUACGAUAGAAACUGUCCCUUUAAUUGGUGAACUUUUAUUGGAAGAGGUGAAAAAUGAUUUUUAUGUGAUAAUAUUUUAA
Molecule: messenger RNA, 1227 nt
Organism: Meloidogyne enterolobii
Lineage: Eukaryota; Metazoa; Nematoda; Chromadorea; Rhabditida; Meloidogynidae
Source: the annotation of a GenBank genome assembly